AUGGAGGAGCCUGAACAGGACAUCAGGGAGACGCUGGCAGGUGAAAAUGAACAAGGCAUGAAUGCGAAUCCACACUUGUCAACUGAUUCAUGUAAUGGCAAAACUGACACCACCGCGGGUGUAGCGCUGGUGCUUAAAGUAAGAAUUCAGAACUCCAAAGAAAAUGACUUCAUUGAAAUUGAACUGCACAGACAAGAGCUGAGUUACCAGAACCUACUUCACGUGAGCUGCUGUGAACUGGGGAUCCACCCAGAGCAAGUGGAGAAGAUAAGGAAGCUGCCAAACACACUGCUCAGAAAGGACAAAGACAUUCAAAGACUCCAAGACUUUCAGGAGAUAGAGCUCUUGGUGAAGAGCGGGAAGUGUGAGCACACUCGGCACACGACGUCACCUCUUAUGGAGAGGCCCUGCUACAACAGCAAAGCUGCAACACUGACUUACUAG
This is a messenger RNA of Chionomys nivalis (European snow vole), 444 nucleotides long. RefSeq names its product ANKRD40 C-terminal like (gene Ankrd40cl). The transcript has 4 exons. The record is from RefSeq and is a predicted model, not a curated record. Bases 1 to 444 code for a protein of 147 amino acids. NCBI's taxonomy places the organism in Eukaryota, Metazoa, Chordata, Mammalia, Rodentia, Cricetidae.